Messenger RNA from Lotus japonicus, 5004 nucleotides. Its product is annotated as DExH-box ATP-dependent RNA helicase DExH7, chloroplastic-like. Bases 91 to 4659 code for a protein of 1522 amino acids. The transcript has a single exon. Gene Ontology annotation, cellular component: intracellular anatomical structure. NCBI's taxonomy places the organism in Eukaryota, Viridiplantae, Streptophyta, Magnoliopsida, Fabales, Fabaceae. The record is from RefSeq and is a predicted model, not a curated record. Gene Ontology annotation, molecular function: ATP binding; RNA binding.
GAUCUUGUCUAGACAAACACAAGGAAACAAGGUCUUAAGGGGGAGGAGGAGUUGCUGAACUUUGAUGGUGAGAGUGAGAAAGCACCAAAAAUGGCGCCCAAAAAGAAUCAGAAACAGACCCGAAAGCCCCAACCUUCUUCAUCAUCAUCAUCAUCAACCGCUCCAAGGCUGCAAAUCUCAGCCGAGAACGAGAACCGUCUCCGCCGUCUACUCCUCAACUCCGCCCCACACCCUCCUCCUUCGACGGCGGCGGACGACGACACCCAAACCCUAACCCUAACCAAAUCCCAGAAGGCCAAGAAGCUCAAAUCCAUUUACGAGAAACUCUCCUGCGAAGGUUUCACCAACCACCAUAUCGAGCUCGCUCUCUCCGUUCUCAAAGACGCCGCCACCUUCGAAUCUGCCCUCGAUUGGCUUUGCCUCAAUCUGCCCAGUGAUGAACUUCCCCUCAAAUUUUCCACCGGUGCUUCGUCGUUUGACAAAGGGGGUUCUGUUGGUGUUGUUGUUUUCCAAAAUUCAACAACCACAGCUACUAAGGAUGAUGAAGCAGAAGCAGCAGCAGAAGCAGAAGAAGAAGCUGUAGAAACUCAGUUUUUGAUCAAGAGAAGACAGUUGAAUGAUGGUGGUGGUGGUGGUUUAGAUUCUUCAUUUCAAAAGUCUCAAGCUGAUUGGAUUAAGCAAUAUGUGCAGCAACAGGAAGAGGAGGAAGAGGAAUCUGAGAAUUGGGAGGAUGAAUAUGACUUCAAUUGCGGUGCGAGAAGUAAUAGGAUCAAGCAACAACCUAGGUCUUAUGAUGUUAUUGCUCAAGAGUAUCGUGCUGCGAGGUUGGAAGCGGCGAGGGCCAAGGAAAAAGGGGAUAAGAAGCAAAAGGAGCAGGCGGGGAUUGUCAUCCGGGAAUUGAAACAGGAGAUGUCUGCUCUAGGAUUGUCAUAUGAAAAUUUGGAGUUAGAAUAUAAUGAGGAGCAUGGUAAGAUCAGUUCUGACCCUGCAUCUGAGAGGGGUAAUGAGCCUUUUGAUUGUGUUGGAGAUAAUACCCCAUGUGAUGUGGGAGGUGAUUCGGUCGUUGCUUUGCCUUCUGAUGGAAAAUUAGUUGAUGAAGAUGAUGUGGAGGAGGAGGACCAUAGCAAGGAGGAAAAUCUACAUGUUGAAAGGGAUUCUGCUAAAGGAGAGGGUGGAGACAUUGAGCUUGGUGGGUUCUUCAUGGAGGAUGUGCCAUCCAAUGAAAUGUUGAAAGCGCAGAAGCAAGAGAAAAUUAAGAGGUUAUCGGAGACGAAGGAUAGUAGGAAGGAGGAAGAUCCACAUGUUGAAAGGGAUUCUGCAGAAGGAGAGGGUGGGGACAUUGAGCUUGGUGGGCUCUUCAUGGAAGAUGAGGCAUCCAAUGAAAAGUUAGCUUCUGAUAUUUUGAAAGCACAGAAGCAAGAGAAAAUUAAGAGGUUAUCUGAGGAGAAGAAGAGUUUGGAGAAAUUAGAUGGCAUUUGGAAGAAGGGGGACCCUCAAAAGAGUCCAAAGGCUAUUCUUCAUCAAAUGUGCCAGAGAUCAGGGUGGGAUGCUCCGAAGUUCAAUAAAGUUCUUGGCAGGGGAAAGAGUUUCUCCUAUACUGUGAGCAUUUUGCGUAAAGCUAGUGGGAGGGGCAAGAGCCGAAAAGCUGGGGGGCUGGUCACAUUUCAGCUUCCAGAUCAGAAUGAGACCUUUGAAUCUGCUGAGGAUGCACAGAAUAAAGUGGCAGCAUAUGCUUUGUUCCAGCUGUUUCCUGAUACCCCGGUUCAUCUUCCGAUUACCGAGCCUUAUGCUUCAUUUGUUAUUAAGUUGAUGGAAGGGGAAUCAUCAACCAAGCUAGAAGACAGUGAGGAAGACCAUAGGUCUCGUUUUGUGGAUUCAUUAUUACUUGGCAAUGGUUCUGGUGAAACUGCGUCUGUUGAUGUUACAGAUUGCAAGCCUCCUGAAUCCUUUGUUAGACAAGAUGAAAAUAAAAAUUCAACCCAUUCUAGUCCUCAACCAUUUUCUCAGAGAGAAAUCCAUAUGAAGGAAAUGGAGAGUGCUGAGUUGAGAAAAGCCCAAGGUAAUAAAAUGAGAAGCCAAAGAUACCAGGAUAUGUCAAAAUUUAGAGCUACACUUCCCAUUGCUGCACUAAAGGGUGAUAUAUUGCAAUUACUAAAGGAAAAUGAUGUACUUGUCGUUUGUGGGGAAACAGGCUCUGGAAAGACAACUCAAGUUCCACAAUUUAUAUUGGAUGACAUGAUUGAGUCAGGACUUGGCGGACACUGUAACAUUGUUUGCACACAGCCAAGGAGAAUAGCGGCUAUUUCUGUGGCUGAAAGAGUUGCAGACGAGAGGUGUGAACCUUCACCGGGUUUGCAAGGUUCCUUGGUUGGCUAUCAAGUUCGUCUUGAUAGUGCCAAGAAUGAGAAAACAAAGCUUCUGUUCUGUACAACUGGCAUCCUUCUGAGAAAAUUGAUGGGGGACCGAAACUUGACUGGCAUUACUCAUAUCAUAGUUGAUGAAGUACAUGAGAGGUCUUUAUUGGGUGAUUUUCUUCUAAUUGUGUUAAAGGAUCUAGUUGAGAAGCGGUCCACUGAAAGUUCUACGAAACUGAAGGUCAUUCUAAUGUCUGCGACAGUUGAUGCAACUUUAUUUUCAAGAUACUUUGGCCAUUGCCCUGUAGUUACUGCAGAAGGUAGGACUCAUCCAGUGACAACAUCCUUUCUUGAGGAUAUAUAUGAUCAGAUUAAUUAUCGACUUGCUUCAGAUUCUCCAGCUUCUUUAGCAUAUGGAGGGUUUCCCAAAAGACAGAAUUCACAGAAAGGUUCUGUGACAAAUAGCAGGGGGAAGAAGAAUCUAGUCUUAUCUGGAUGGGGUGACGAGUCUCUGCUUUCUGAAGAAUCUUCUAACCCAUAUUUUGUUCCAAGUAAUUAUCAAUCAUACAGUGAACAAGCCCAACAAAAUCUAAAAAGAUUGAAUGAAGAUGUCAUUGAUUAUGAUCUUCUUGAAGAUCUAAUAUGUUUCAUUGAUGAAACUCAUGGUGAGGGUGCCAUCCUUGUAUUCUUGCCUGGAGUGUCUGAAAUAAACAAUUUAUAUGAUAAGUUGGUGGCUUCAUACCAAUUUGGUGGGCAAUCUUCUGAUUGGGUCAUUCCUUUGCAUUCAUCAGUUGCAUCAACUGAACAGAAAAGGGUGUUUCUACGCCCUCCUGGAAAUAUACGUAAGGUUGUUAUAGCCACAAAUAUAGCAGAGACCAGCAUAACAAUAGAUGAUGUGGUAUAUGUAAUUGACUGUGGAAGGCAUAAGGAGAAUCGAUAUAAUCCACAGAAGAAAUUGUCUAGCAUGGUUGAAGAUUGGAUUUCUCAAGCAAAUGCAAGGCAGCGUCGGGGUAGAGCUGGACGGGUAAAGCCUGGAAUUUGCUUUUGCUUGUAUACUCGCCAUAGAUUUGAAAGACUCAUGCGCCCUUAUCAGGUUCCUGAGAUGCUUCGUAUGCCAUUAGUCGAAUUGUGUCUGCAGAUUAAGUUACUAUCACUUGGACAUAUAAAACCAUUUUUGUCUGAGGCUUUAGAACCUCCCAAGAAUGAAGCAAUGGAUACAGCAGUAUCUUUAUUGUAUGAGGUAGGUGCUCUUGAAGGGGAUGAAGUGUUGACGCCUCUUGGACAUCAUCUGGCAAAACUUCCUGUUGAUGUAUUGAUUGGGAAGAUGAUGCUGUAUGGUGCAAUAUUCGGUUGCUUGUCUCCUAUUCUUUCGGUUUCUGCAUUUCUCAGUUACAAGUCUCCAUUUAUUUAUCCUAAGGAUGAGAAGCAAAAUGUUGAAAGAGCCAAAUUAGCAUUGUUAAAUUAUAAGAUAGAUGGAUCUGGUGACACAAAUGACAUGGAUCGUCAAUCUGAUCACUUAUUAAUGAUGAAAGCUUAUGAAAAAUGGGAGAAAAUUUUGAAUCAGAAAGGAACUAAAGCCGCGCAGCAAUUUUGCAAUUCAUAUUUCUUGAGCAGCUCUGUGAUGUUAACUAUAAGGGAGAUGAGGGUGCAGUUUGGAACUUUGCUAGCAGACAUUGGUCUCAUCUCUCUCCCGAAGGAUUAUCAGAAGGAUGGAAAAAAGAUAGCGAAACUUGACAGUGUUCUUUGUGAUGCAUCACAACCAUUUAAUAUAUAUUCACAUCAUUCUUCAGUUCUGAAGGCUAUACUAUGUGCAGGUUUAUACCCCAAUGUAGCAGCUGGUGAGCAAGGCAUUGUUGCAGCAACUCUCAGCAGCCUUAAGCGGUCUUCGAGCAAUGCAUAUUCUGGUCGCACGCUCUGGUUUGAUGGAAGAAGAGAAGUUCAUGUCCACCCUUCUUCUAUCAACAGUAACACAAAAGCAUUCCAAUACCCCUUUAUUGUGUUCCUUGAAAAGGUUGAAACAAACAAGGUGUUUCUGCGAGAUACUUCAGUGAUUUCGCCAUACUCUAUUUUGCUCUUUGGAGGGUCAAUUAAUGUCCAGCAUCAGACUGGACUGGUCGCCAUUGAUGGAUGGUUGAAAUUGACUGCACCUGCCCAAAUAGCUGUCUUGUUCAAGGAGUUACGAUUGAGACUCCAUUCCAUUCUGAAGGAGCUUAUCAGAAAACCGGAGAACGCCAUUGUCGUGAAUAAUGAGAUCAUUAAGUCUAUUAUCAAUCUGCUUUUAGAAGAAGGCAAUGUGCCUAAAUGAUUGAGCAUCAACUCAUGUGAUCUAAAGCAUUUAUUUAAACUAAACUCUGCCAGUUAUUCUGUUUGUGUAAAAGUAACUGAGAUUUCUCCUCCCUGAAAAGGAAAAAACCCCUUUUGGACCUUGUUGCUUCUUCCAGUCAUUUGACCAUUGAAUAUGACAAGUGAAGUCAAUUAACCAGUUCUGAUCAUGUUUGUGACUGUAGUUCAAUGGUAAAGGAGUAGCAUAUUCAGUUUCUAGCUAGGUAUAGGUUUUAUUCAAGCAUAGACCAGGUGAACAUUGAGAAAGCUGCCUCCUUUUGUCGUGACUGUUGUGUUUGCAACAUAAUAACAUAUACACAAUUACACA